Arachis stenosperma is the source of this 953-nucleotide messenger RNA. Its product is annotated as probable glutathione S-transferase. NCBI's taxonomy places the organism in Eukaryota, Viridiplantae, Streptophyta, Magnoliopsida, Fabales, Fabaceae. Gene Ontology annotation, molecular function: glutathione transferase activity. Gene Ontology annotation, biological process: glutathione metabolic process. The coding region runs from base 55 to 741 and encodes 228 amino acids. Gene Ontology annotation, cellular component: cytoplasm. The transcript has 2 exons. The record is from RefSeq and is a predicted model, not a curated record.
GAAAUAAUCCCUAUAAAAAGUCAACGGAGAAGUGAAUGUAUCUGAAACACAAUAAUGGGAGAAGUGAAGCUGAUUGGCACACACCAAAGCUUCCCAUGUGCAAGAAUAGAAUGGGGUCUGAAGAUAAAGGGCGUAGAAUAUGAGUACUUAAAAGAGGAUCUGUCUAAUAAGAGUGAUUUGCUUAUUGAGUCAAAUCCUGUUCACAAGAAAGUCCCUGUUCUUAUUCACAAGGGAAACCCAAUUGCUGAGUCACUUGUGAUUCUUGAGUACAUCGAUGAAACAUGGAAGGACAACAACGCCCACUCUUUGCUACCACAGAACCCUUAUGAGAGAGCACUCGCACGCUUCUGGGCUAAGUUUAUUGAUGAAAAGUGUGUGAUAAGUGUAUGGGGAGCAUGUGUGGCCCAAGAAGGAGAAGAGAAAGAGAAAGCUGUAGAAGGUGCCAUUGAGACACUUUCACAUCUUGAGAAGCAAAUCAAAGGGAAGAAGUUCUUUGGUGGAGAGAAGAUAGGGUACCUUGAUAUUGUAGCUGGUUGGUUAUCCUAUUGGCUAAGUGUUCUUGAAGAGCUUGGAGAGAUUGAACUUGUUAAUGCUGAGAGGUUCCCAUGUCUUCAUGAAUGGGGAAAGAAUUUCAUUAACACUUCACCUAUCAAAGAUUGCAUUCCACCCAGAGAAGAUGUGCUUGCUUAUUUCAGCUUUGGCAUCAAUUAUGUGCGUUCCAUGGCACCCAAUAAAGCAUGAUGCUAUAAAACUUUUGAAGAAAUAAUGCAUUGAUUUGAUCAAUAACAAUAGCUCGUAUGGUUUUGUUGAUAUUAUGUAUUGUAAUAGUAGUAAAAGUUGUAUGCUAUGAUGAUGGGUAGAUUAUUGUUCAAUUCCACCAAGGUGUGAUUCAGUGUUAUAUAUAAAAUUUGAGAGUUGGAUGGAGUAUGAUUUUAGAAGAAAUUGAAAUUAAA